AAAUAUUUGGACUCUCUAACGUAACCGCAGAAAGAAAAAAAGAAUAUUUAAAUAUAAGUUCAUUAUUUUAACACAAAACAAAGAACAAACAGAGAGAAAGAGAAACGUUAAACAGAGAGAUAGAGAGAGUUGAGUUCGACCUUUUAAAACUUUGAGACUCCAUACGGUUCACUCUGAUUCGCAGAGAGUUUCGAAGAAACGACAGAAUCACAACGACUAAUUAAAAAAAUAAAACUAUUUCGUUAAUCCAAUCCGUAAGUACCUUCAUUGUUAUUGUUUAUUACAUAAGCUCCUCUCUUUGUUCUUUUUUAAAGAUUCUUCCUUUUCUUCUUCUCCGUUGAGCAGUUCAUAUUCAGAUCGGGAUCAUCGAUUCCUCCGGUUUGAUUUUUUCUGGGUUUUCAAUUUUUUAGUGUAAUUGGGUUUCAAAAUUUGGAAUCUGGAGAUCUAAAAUCUGUUUGAAAGUGUUAGUCUUUCAAUUAAAUUCGUCUCUCUGUUUCAUUCUCGUGAUAAAGGCUCUGUUUUUGAAUCUGAUUAUCUAUGGUUGAAGAUCGUACCCAUCUGUUAUCUCGAGUCUUCUCAUCUUCUCGUCCCUCGGAAUCAAACUGGGAUCACAUGUAUCCACCACAAGAAGAAGACUCCCUCAAAAACGGCAAAAGAGCUUUAGAUGACGAUGACGAUGAGCUUAAAGACGAUCUCAGACAUACCAAAUCCCGCAAACUGUCUGAUGAUGACUCACUCAUCAACGACAUCAUCGGCAGAGACAUUUCCAUCAGCUGUCUGAUCCGCUGCUCCCGGUCCGACUACCCCUCAAUCGCUUCCCUAAACCGGAGUUUCCGGUCUCUGGUUAAGUCCGGAGCCAUUUACAAGCUCCGGAGACAGAACCGGAUCAUCGAGCACUGGGUCUACUUCUCCUGCCAGCUCCUUGAAUGGGUUGCCUUCGACCCGGUCGAAAGAAGAUGGAUGAAUCUCCCGACGAUGCGUUCAGGCGAUACCUUCAUGUGCACGGAUAAAGAGUCUCUCGCUGUCGGAACAGACUUGCUUGUCCUAGGCAAAGACGAUGGCUCUUCUCACGUUGUGUAUAGAUACAGCCUCUUGACUAACUCUUGGUCUCCCGGCAAGAAGAUGAACUCUCCGAGGUGUUUGUUCGGGUCAGCGAGCUUAGGAGAGAUCGCUAUCUUCGCCGGUGGUUGUGACUCUCUAGGUAAGAUCAGUGACGUUGCGGAGAUGUAUAACUCUGAGCUUCAGACGUGGACUACGCUUCCCAAGAUGAACAAACCGAGGAAGAUGUGUUCCGGUGUCUUCAUGGAUGGGAAGUUCUAUGUGAUUGGAGGGGUCGGCGGCGGCGAGGAGUACGAUUUAGCGGCCAAGAAAUGGACUGAGAUACCGGAGAUGUCGCCGCCGAGGAGCAAGGAGAUGCCGGCGUCAGCGGAAGCGCCACCUCUCGUUGCGGUUGUGAGCAAUGAGCUGUAUGCUGCGGAUCAUGCUGGUAUGGUGGUGAGGAAGUAUGAUAAAGGGAGUAAGAAGUGGUUUACUUUAGGGAGGUUGCCUGAGAGAGCUGGCUCGGUUAACGGUUGGGGGUUGGCGUUUAGGGCUUGCGGUGAGAGGUUGAUUGUGAUUGGUGGGCCUAAGAGCUCUGGUGGAGGGUUCAUUGAGCUGAACUCUUGGAUACCAACUAGUGGUGGAAGCCCUCCUGUGUGGACAUUGCUUGAUAGGAAACAUUCAUCUAAUUUUGUUUACAAUUGUGCAGUGAUGGGUUGCUGACAAAAAUUUUGAACAUUGAAAUCAAGAUUCUUGGCUGCUUGGGGGAGGUUGAAAGUGGCAUGCAUGCAGCCUUUUCUUAUUUAUUUGGCUAUACAAUUUAAUUCAGUUUCAGUACAAUGGUCUUGGUGGCAUUGUUAGGUUCUUGGGGGUGAAGGAACAGAAACAAGUUUUACAAUAAGUUGGUGGAGAAAGUUCAGUCUUUCAGUUCUGUUAAAAGUUGUUGAAUUUGUUUUCUGAAUACAAUAUUUUUGUUAUGUCUUGGAAAUAUUUAUGUAUCAUUCAUUCUUUUUCAAAAAAUGUAUUUAUUUAUGUUUUAUGUUU
Messenger RNA from Brassica napus (rape), 2082 nucleotides. Its product is annotated as F-box/kelch-repeat protein SKIP11-like. NCBI's taxonomy places the organism in Eukaryota, Viridiplantae, Streptophyta, Magnoliopsida, Brassicales, Brassicaceae. Gene Ontology annotation, cellular component: nucleus. The transcript has a single exon. Bases 538 to 1761 code for a protein of 407 amino acids. Gene Ontology annotation, molecular function: protein binding. The record is from RefSeq and is a predicted model, not a curated record.